UUAAGUCUGUGUUAUGUUUCCAGAUACAUGGUACGUACACUAUAAUCACGGAAUAUUCUUUUGAUAGAUACUAAGUUUUAUUUACUUGGCUUUGAUAUCAUGUUCUACGUAGCAAUCCUUAGCAAUGAAAGCAUUUAUACGUUUUCCCUAUUGGUGAUAAUGAAAUUUCCUCGUUUUGUUGAGGAUUUGCCUAAAUUCAUAAAUAUGAAAACAAUUAGUCAAUUUUUGCAGGUUAGUCAGUGUUUUUGGAGUCAUUGCUACACACAAGAGCAAUGUCCGAAUUUGAAAAGCAAGAUGGUACAAGCGGUAAACUACAGUGCUUUAGAUUCGUUCAUUCAUGGCAAAUACAGCAAUGCACGCCUUUGCCCCAUCAAAUUUAACUAGUAAAUUUGUAUCUUUAUGUUACAUGUAAAAUCUAAAAUACAUCAUUUUCAUAAAUUAUGUACACAUUACAAG
Rhizopus microsporus ATCC 52813 is the source of this 456-nucleotide messenger RNA. RefSeq lists its product as uncharacterized. The coding region runs from base 100 to 384 and encodes 94 amino acids. The transcript has a single exon. The record is from RefSeq and is a predicted model, not a curated record. Lineage: Eukaryota; Fungi; Mucoromycota; Mucoromycetes; Mucorales; Rhizopodaceae.